UCUGCACAAGAAGAAGGAAAAAAAAACCUCUGCAGAAAGGGCGAGAAGAAAGAGGCUUGAGAGUUGAGAAACAGAACCAAAUCCUUUUCUUAAUCUUCACGCCUUCAUUAACACAAUUCCUUCUUCUUGCUCUCUGCUAAUUAAGUAUCCCUCUCCUCUUCUUCCUUCUCUCUCUCUCUCUCUCUCUCUCUCUCUCUCUUUCACUUCUCAUAAAAACCUCUGUUUUACAGUCUCUGCUUUCUAUGCAUUUAAAGCACACAGUCCACGCGCCUCUUUUCUCAUUUACUAUUUGCCUUUGCCUCACCACCGCACUCUUUUUCUUUCUUUAAGUUCCCACCUCUUGUGCCCAAGAUUUUCUCACUGGGAAAGAAAACAGAGCUUCACAGUUUCAAGAAACAGGGGAACUAAAAGGAAAAAGCAGAGUUUUCUUUUAUUAUUUUUUUAAAAUUUUUCUCAUUUUUUCUUUGUGUUUCUUGGGAUUUCCAACAUGGGUUAUUGUAAAGAACAGGAACAAGAACAAGAAAAGAUGAUGAAGCAAGUGUGGAUUCAUGGACCUAUCAUUGUAGGUGCUGGACCAUCUGGUUUAGCUGUAGCAGCUUGCCUCUCUCAACAAGGAGUCCCUUCUUUGAUUCUUGAGAAAAGCGACUGUAUAGCUUCUCUUUGGCAACAGAGAACAUAUGAUCGCCUCAAAUUUCAUCUGCCCAAACACUUCUGUGAACUUCCACUUCUUGGUUUUCCUGAUAACUUCCCCAAGUACCCUACUAAGCACCAAUUCAUCUCCUACAUGGAGUCCUAUGCUCUGCACUUCUCAAUCCAACCCAAUUUCAAACAAGCCGUUCAAAAAGCUGAAUUUGAUAACAUUACUGGGCUUUGGAGAGUACAAACCCAAGAUCGCGAAUACAAUACCCGUUGGCUUAUUGUGGCCACUGGUGAGAAUGCUGAGUCUGUAAUACCAGAGAUUGUUGGGAUGGAGAAGUUCAAUGGUCCUAUUAUACAUACCAGCAUGUACAAGUCUGGUUCUGAGUUCAAGAACCAGAGCGUCUUGGUUGUUGGUUGUGGUAAUUCUGGUAUGGAAGUAAGCUUGGACCUCUGUAGGUACAAUGCAAUCCCUCACAUGGUUGUUAGGAACACUGUGCAUGUAUUACCUAGAGAAAUGCUUGGCAUGUCAACGUUCGGAAUAGCCAUGGCACUUCUAAAGUGGUUCCCUCUAAAACUAGUUGACAAGUUCCUAUUACUAGUGGCUAAUUUCACUUUGGGCAAAACUGACCAAUUGGGCCUCCGGCGACCCAAAACCGGCCCAAUUGAGCUCAAAAACGUCACCGGAAAGACGCCGGUGCUGGACGUGGGUGCAUUAUCUCAAAUAAGAUCAGGCAAAAUUAAGGUGAUGGAAGGAGUGAAAGAGAUAACAAGAAAUGGGGUAAAAUUUAUGGAUGGACAAGAAAGGGAGUUUGAUUCUAUAAUCCUGGCAACUGGGUACAAAAGCAACGUGCCUUCUUGGCUCAAGGGAUCUGAUUUUUUCACCAAAGAUGGUAUGCCUAAAACUCCGUUUCCAAAUGGCUGGAAGGGGGAGAAUGGAUUAUACACAGUUGGAUUCACUAGGAGAGGGCUCUUGGGAACGGCUUCUGACGCUGUUAGAAUUGCACAACACAUAGCUGAGCAAUGGAGGACAAACAAGGACUGCAAUAAAUCUUGUAGUUCCCAUGUUAUCCUACUUGAAAAAUCAUAGCUAGCAAUAGAUCGGAGCAGCAGGGAAAAAAAUAAUAAUAAUCAUAAUGAUAAUAAUAAGAUGAGAGAAGAAAUUCUGGGUAAUUUUCAUAGGGUAGGUCUUUUAGAUGGGUGAUUUUAUUUUAUUGUUUAUCAUCAUCUUUAAACACCAGGUAGGACUAAUUCUGAAUUUCCCACCCACCACACCCAUCAUCCCCUCCCCCUUUUUUUUUUUCUUAUUGGUCUUGUAAAUGCACCAAUUUUGUAUGAAGGGUUACUUUCCAUUUCUCAUGUAACUUAGUUGGCUUUGUACAAAAUAAUUUCAUGGGUAGACUCUAAUUAAGAUAUGCUUGAGACUCGAGCUUCUCAUGCAUCAAUUGGUGUUGUAAUGCAU
Messenger RNA from Hevea brasiliensis (rubber tree), 2098 nucleotides. RefSeq names its product probable indole-3-pyruvate monooxygenase YUCCA4. The coding region runs from base 488 to 1726 and encodes 412 amino acids. The transcript is spliced from 4 exons. Gene Ontology annotation, molecular function: flavin adenine dinucleotide binding; monooxygenase activity. Lineage: Eukaryota; Viridiplantae; Streptophyta; Magnoliopsida; Malpighiales; Euphorbiaceae. The record is from RefSeq and is a predicted model, not a curated record. Gene Ontology annotation, cellular component: endoplasmic reticulum membrane. Gene Ontology annotation, biological process: auxin biosynthetic process.